AAACGGUUGCACUUUUUAUCUACGGAUAAGAAGUUGGACUGACAGCCUUCGACACCUACGCCUUUUACAUUGUUCGGACUACUACGAAUCUCUCAAGCUAGUCAUUACCUGAGAUAUCAUGUCCCAACCACCCCCCACGCCUACGGCACCCUGGACCCCCGAAAAGAUCUGUCGACGCCCUGAACCACUCAGCAUGCUCAUUUCCACCACACUUUUCUACCUCUGCGCCGACUUCAUCCUAGAUAAUCACAUCUAUGUCGAGCUCUUCGUUACGCUAUUCGGAGCGCCGCGCUUCACCACGUUUUUCGACCUAAAACUCAUGUUCGCAUGUGGGUUUGGCUGUGGCGCAGCGCUCUAUGGUGGUCCUACUACCUUUCACGAGGGGAGCGUACUGGCGAUGGCAGCAGUGGGCGGAGUGCUCCUUGCGGGGCUGCUGAGGUAUCUCUGGUGGCAUGGGCAUGUGUGGGGGUUGGGAUGGGGACUGGAACCGAUGACGAGACAGCGUAUGCGGAUUCGCGCGCAUGCCAAUCCGCGGUCGCCGUGGGAAUGGAGGAAUGAGAGGGUGCUGAGGUGGAGUGGGAGAGGUGGGGAGUGAUUGGGUGAUUGGGACGUGAGAG
This is a messenger RNA of Mytilinidion resinicola, 617 nucleotides long. RefSeq lists its product as uncharacterized. Bases 119 to 595 code for a protein of 158 amino acids. Lineage: Eukaryota; Fungi; Ascomycota; Dothideomycetes; Mytilinidiales; Mytilinidiaceae. The record is from RefSeq and is a predicted model, not a curated record. The transcript has a single exon.